CACAUACUGACCCAUUCUGUCAUUCGUCACCGUCGCCAAUAAUCCCCCUCCAACCUAUAAACCCCAAAUCAAACAUUAACAAACCACUCGUAUCCAGAUCCUUUGCCACAACCUCCGACCUCUCUUCCACAGAAAAUUUACCUACCGCCCCCAAAACCCUAAAAUCCCGUCUUGCCGAUGGCGAUACCCUCUAUGGUCUUUUCCUCCUCAGCUUCUCCCCAACCAUCGCCGAGAUAGCGGGUCUUGCGGGCUACGACUACGUGGUGGUUGACAUGGAGCACGGCCACGGCGGAGUCUCCGACGCUCUCCCUUGCCUCCGAGCUCUGGCAGCCACCGGCACUCCCGCGAUCCUCCGGCUGCCAGAAUCUUCGGCCAUGUGGGCCAAGAAGGCCCUGGAUCUGGGACCCCAGGGAAUCAUGUUCCCCAUGAUCGAGGGAGCUAAAUCGGCGAAGAAGGCUGUUUCGUACUGUCGAUUUCCGCCGGCUGGGGAGAGGGGAUCGGCGCACACUGUGGUGAGGGCGUCCAAGUACGGUAUCGACACGGGCUACCUCAGCAACUACGAGGAGGAGCUUCUGAUCAUGUGCCAGGUGGAAUCGGAGGAAGGCGUGAAGAAGAUCGAGGACAUUGCUGCCGUCGAUGGAGUGGAUUGUAUCCAAAUGGGUCCAUUGGAUCUGAGUGCGAGCUUGGGGUACUUGUGGGAUCCAGGGAAUAAGAAAGUGAGGGAAGUAAUGCGCACGGCGGAGAAGGGGGUCUUGGGAUCGGGGACGACGAAGAAAGAGAAAGGAGGAGGUGCGUACUUGGCCGGAUUUGCUAUGCCGCAUGAUAGCCCCGAUGAGAUGAGGGCGCGUGGGUAUCACAUGAUAUCGGGUGCGGUGGAUGUGGGGAUGUUUCGGAGUGCCGCCGUGGAGGAUGUGAGGAGGUUUAGGCUGGGUUCGAUGAAGGGUUCCGAUAACGACGAUGACGGAGACGGACGGCAGAAGCAGGUGGAUGGGGAUGGUAAGGACGACGACACUAAGUACUGGAGUGAGUGAGUGAGUGAGUGAGUGAGUGAGUAAUCCC
Telopea speciosissima is the source of this 1059-nucleotide messenger RNA. RefSeq names its product 2-keto-3-deoxy-L-rhamnonate aldolase. Lineage: Eukaryota; Viridiplantae; Streptophyta; Magnoliopsida; Proteales; Proteaceae. Gene Ontology annotation, cellular component: cytoplasm. The transcript has a single exon. Bases 273 to 1031 code for a protein of 252 amino acids. Gene Ontology annotation, molecular function: aldehyde-lyase activity. The record is from RefSeq and is a predicted model, not a curated record.